AUGACAAGAAGGACGGGUGGACGAACUGAUGGCUUCCAGUGGGAGUGCAGGCAUGCAAGCUAUAAAGGAAGAAAAUGUACCAGCACGAUAAGGCGUGGUUCAUUUUUUGAAAGAUCCAAGAUUAGCCUGUCAUCAUGGAUGACUUUUAUUUACCGUUUUUCUCAGGGUUUACGCCUUAGGCAGUCCGACAUGGUGCAGGAUGGGAUUGCACGCAGUUCACGGACGUUAUCGAAGAUGGCUGGAUCGCUCCGAAAAAUUUGCAAGCGGGCAAUGAAAAAACAUGCCAGAAGCCAUGAUCAAAAAGUCGGAGGUCAAGGAGAAUUCGCAAUGAUUGACGAGAGCUGUUUCCGUCAUAAACGCAAGUAUCACCGUGGAAGGGCCUCUGCUACAUGGCGAAGAAAAAAAUGGGUCUUUGGAAUUUUAGGAAUAAGAAACGAGCGGAGGCGUCCCAUUCUGCGGCUGGUGAGGAGAAGAGGACGGCAGAAUCUUAUUCCGAUAGUGGUGAAACAUGUGCGUCCAGGAACCACCUUAAUCAGCGACGAGUGGCGCGCUUACAGGGGCGCAUUAGGUGCCAUGGGCUACACCCACUUCACCGUGAACCAUUCCAGAUGGUUUGUUGAUCCUAACAGUGGGGCCCAUACUCAGCACCUGGAGAGGGCCUGGUUGAAAUAUAAGUCCUCCAUUUGGAGGCUUCGUGGAAACCGAACGGAAAAAAUGCUGAAGGAUCACCUCUCAGUCAUUGAGUGGACCCACUGGCUGGGCAGCGAACACCGCAAUGGUCCCCUUGGUAGUCUCAUACGUGACAUUCGCCACCAGUACCCGGUUUAG
Engraulis encrasicolus (European anchovy) is the source of this 828-nucleotide messenger RNA. RefSeq lists its product as uncharacterized. Bases 1 to 828 code for a protein of 275 amino acids. Lineage: Eukaryota; Metazoa; Chordata; Actinopteri; Clupeiformes; Engraulidae. The transcript has 4 exons. The record is from RefSeq and is a predicted model, not a curated record.